CCGAGAGAUCCGGAAGCAUAGGAUGAGAGAAAAAAACAUCCAAUAGUGACGUUUCACCCCGCGUAAACUGGGGUGGAACCACAAAUAGGUCAAUGACGACGCAGCUCCGAAAUAUCGAGCUCACGCAGCUAUCUGAAAGGGCCAGAGGUAUAAGAACCUCCUCGGUUCGCCCCUAUGAGCUGAUAUCUUUCCUCUCCAUCUCGCCAUCCCCAUCCAGACCAUCAGAGAAUCCGAGCUUCAGCAAUCUCCGCAAUACCAAAAACUACAUCUUCCUCCUCCUCUUCCUCUCACAAUCCACCAAAAACACCUCACACAAUGGCUGUCGAAAUCCCCAAGAUGCAGUGGGCGCAGGUCUUCGAGAAGAGCGGCGGUCCUAUCGAACUCAAGCAGAUCCCCGUGCCAACCCCAGGACCCGAUGAGGUUUUGAUCAACAUCAAGUACACUGGAGUGUGCCAUACCGACCUCCACGCAUGGAAGGGCGAUUGGCCUCUUGACACCAAGCUUCCCCUCGUUGGAGGCCACGAAGGAGCCGGUGUGAUUGUCCAGGUCGGAGAACUCGUCAAGGACUUGAAGGUUGGCGAUCAUGCCGGCAUCAAGUGGCUAAACAGCUCUUGCGGCGCAUGUGAUUUCUGUAUGGCCUCUGAUGAGCCCCUCUGCGGUGACGCCGUCCUCUCCGGCUACACUCGCGACGGAACCUUCCAGCAGUACGCCGUCGUCAACGCCGGCCAUGCCGCACGCAUUCCCAAGCACCUCCCUCUCGACGCCAUGGCGCCCAUUCUCUGCGGUGGUAUCACCGUGUACAAGGCGCUGAAAGAGUCUGGCGCGAAGCCCGGUAACACCGUCGUCAUCACCGGUGCCGGAGGAGGUCUCGGAACACUUGCCCUGCAGUACGCAAAGGCGAUGGGAUUCCGAACCAUUGCUGUGGACUCGGGUGAUGAGAAGAAGCAGAUCUGCACUCAGCAGCUCGGUGCCGAGGUCUUUGUCGACUUCAUGAAGGAGGACGUCGUCGAGUCCGUCAAGAACAACACUGGCGGUCUGGGUGCACACGCUGUCAUUCUGUUGGCUGUUUCCGAGAAGCCCUUCCAGCAGGCUACUGAGUACUGCCGAAGCCGAGGUGCCGUCGUCUGUGUCGGCUUGCCGGCCGGCGCCAAGAUCUCGGCGUCCGUGUUCCCCACGGUCGUGCGAAUGUUGACCAUCAAGGGCAGCUACGUCGGUAACAGACUGGACACCCAGGAGGCUAUCGACUUCUUCGCUCGCGGAUUGAUCUCGGCACCCUUCAAGGUGGUCAAGAUGUCGGAAUUGCCCAAGAUUUACGAGCUCAUGCAGGCCAACCAGAUCGCCGGCCGAUAUGUGUUGGACACCAGCAUGUAAAUGCGGAGGGUUUGUCCGGUAAUGUGGUAUGAAUUUGAGAUGAUUGCUUUGCUUUUGCUUUUGUCUGUGUUGUCCUUCUCUGUCAUGUCCGAAUGGGAUUCAAUGCUAGAAAUACAUAUGA
Molecule: messenger RNA, 1492 nt
Organism: Tricharina praecox
Lineage: Eukaryota; Fungi; Ascomycota; Pezizomycetes; Pezizales; Pyronemataceae
Product: chaperonin 10-like protein
Exons: 5
Coding region: 316-1371 (351 amino acids)
Molecular function (GO): zinc ion binding; oxidoreductase activity
Source: RefSeq, a predicted model, not a curated record